UGAUACGUCUCAAUCGACCGGUGUUUGUGAGACAGCAAUGUGAACCAACUGAGUUGUAUUUGGAUGAUUUGGCUGGUUGUUUGACCACUGCGGACGCCGGGCUUCGUGCAGAUUUGGACGGUGCACCGAUGCAUCGGCUUCCGGUUGUUUUUGGUGCAUUGGCGGAAACAACAAUGAAAAAACCAAUUGCCGAUUUGGUUCGUGUCAAAGCCGGAGGUCCGGGCGAGUUACUCAGUUUGCCUCAAUCAUUUGGCUCCACUUAUUUGGGUGAAACAUUUUCAGCACACAUGAAUUUGCACAACGAGAGCGAUCAGAUAUGCUACAAUGUUGAACUAAAGGUAAGUAUCUCUUUCUGA
Molecule: messenger RNA, 356 nt
Organism: Echinostoma caproni
Lineage: Eukaryota; Metazoa; Platyhelminthes; Trematoda; Plagiorchiida; Echinostomatidae
Source: the annotation of a GenBank genome assembly